Messenger RNA from Phalacrocorax carbo (great cormorant), 3777 nucleotides. NCBI's taxonomy places the organism in Eukaryota, Metazoa, Chordata, Aves, Suliformes, Phalacrocoracidae. The record is from RefSeq and is a predicted model, not a curated record.
GGAAGCGGAAAUCCCUUGAGGCGGUGGCUCCGUGAGGGGCGUAGGGGUUACGGCGGAGAGGCGAGGCGGGCUAGGGCAGGCUCUACUGCCCCUUCUUUUGCCCCUCGCCUCCGCCAUGCACCCUGUUUUCCAGAGCAGCCGGCGCGAUUUCACCUUCGGGCCGUGGAAGCUGAGCGCUGCCCGGACGCACAUCAUGAAGUCGGCGCAGGCCGAGAGAUUGGCUGAUGAAUUACACAUGCCUUCCCUGCCAGAGAUGAUGUUUGGGGACAAUAUCCUAAGAAUACAGCACGAUCGUGGUUUUGGAAUUGAGUUCAAUGCAACAGAUGCUUUAAAAUGUGUCAAUAAUUGUCAAGGUAUGAUCAAAGUGGCUUGUGCAGAGGAGUGGCAAGAGAGCAGGAGUGAGACUGAGCACACUAAGGAAGUUGUCAAGCCGUAUGAUUGGACGUACACAACAGACUACAAAGGAACAUUGCUGGGUGAUGCUGCCACAUUAAAGGUUGUUCCUACAACAGAACACAUAAAUACAGAGAAAUUGAAAGCCAGGGAACAAAUUAUAUUUUUUGAAGAAGUACUUCUGUUUGAAGAUGAACUUCAUGAUCAUGGCGUAUCGAGUUUGAGUGUAAAAAUAAGAGUUAUGCCUUCCAGCUUUUUUGUACUGUUGAGGUUUUUCUUGCGAGUUGAUGGUGUACUUAUCAGGAUGAAUGAUACAAGGCUUCAUCAUGAGGCUGACAAGGCCUACAUGUUGCGAGAAUAUACAUCCAGAGAAAGCAAAAUAUCAAGUUUAAAGCACGUUCCACCUUCCCUGUUCACGGAACCUAACGAGAUCUCUCAGUAUCUACCCAUAAAGGAGACAAUCUGUGAAAAACUAGAAUUCCCAGAGAAGCUGGAGCCUAAACCAGAAGCAUCACUGGAAACCAUGUGUAUUAAGUCUAAAUAAAUGUGACUUUAUAUGGACUUGAAGUAGACUGGAGAUAAUGUGAUCAUGUAACCAUUGCCAUGGGGGGCGGUUUCACUACUAGUGGAAUAAAGAAUUUGGCUAAUUUUUCUGUAGCCCUGAGAGAAAACAUUUCAAGCACGUUUUGCUAAUGGUGUGUUUUUGUUUGUUUUGUUUUGUUUUUUAACCUGUAUCUGGAGUUAAUGAUAGAUUCGUGGUGAGUUAUAGUUUUCAGCAGCAUUGGAUUAAGACUGUCAUGGUUAAGAAUCUGGGUUCUGUUUAGUUGCCUGUUUAGUUGUCUGGACCUUCCACCACAAACACUUCUAUGAAGAUUUUGUUAUUGCUGCUUCAGAUACUAAGAGACUACUGGAGUCAUUAAGUUGGCAUGACUUUAUUUUUAUUAAGAAAUAAUACACAGUAAAAAAAAAAUUCCUCUGCAUUUAUCUUCAGCUGUCAGUUCUAAACUACGCAUUUUGCUUGGCUUCCCCUACUGUGAGCUGAUAAUCAACUAAGUUACUUUCUGGGGUCUCUGAUCCAGACUGUAAUUUAAGAAUAUUCAUUUCAUCUGAGGAUAGGUUUAAGGAGGGAAAAAAACCUGCAUUUGUUUGACACUAUAUAAAGGUAAAAUUACCUUAUUUGUGAGGCAUUAUCUCCAGAGCAGGAGAAAAGCUGGAGGUUAAGAGAGACACACAUUGGCAAAUCUCUUCACAAACAGUAGUUUAAUCUCAUGUCAGCCAGGUUUCUCUAGGCAGUUCUGGAGAGUAUUGCUUGGGGUCUGUAUGCUGCUACAGUCAUGUACUAUAUUGGAAAUGCAUUGUCCUGUAUUGACCUUCCCUGGGCAUACCAGGUGGUGCCUGCGUACGAUGAUUAUACUGCCCUGAAAGUCAAAUUGCUAAAUUGCAGAGUGAGUUAAGGCUGGGGAAGAGAGGGGUGUUUAGUCUCUAAUCCCUAAAGGAAUGCCGGUAUUUGCAGUUUGAGAAAGAAGAUCCUACAUAGCCUUAAAAGGAUGCUAACAUGUAUUCCAGAUACAUAAUUUCAUUUUAUUUUUAAAAUUCUUUAAGUUCUGAUAUUAAUAGAAGUGUGAUCACAUGUAUAAUCAUGGUUUUAACUCAACACUUUGUAGAUUAAACUUCUAAAAUAUUUGUCUUGCUUUUGGAAAUCCUAAAUUAUGUUAAGGGUUUGGCCUAAGAAUGGGGGAGCUAAACAGACUUGUCCAGGUUUACCGCUCACACUCAGCGUUAAGCACAAGAAGCCUUGCGGUUUAAGGUGUUGGCAGACAAGAAUGUGUACACAUUCUGAUGUCUUGGAGUUUUUGUUUAAAAAUCUUCAUAUUCUACACUGCAUAGCUUAAUAGAAACAACCCACCUCAAAACCUGGUAUAUAACCAGGUCGUUUGAGAAAUGUUUUUCACUUAGGGAAGACCCUGAGGUUUUUAGAAGAGAAGUCUACUGCCAUCUAAGUGACUGUUUUCUUAACAAAAACAAACACCACACUUUUUUCACUUUUAUUUGAGGCAGCCUGGUCUAAUGAAUUGAUUGUAAGGUUGAAAGGCAGGAACUAACUGGUUUUUCCUGUGUCACUGAUUUACUCUAACCACAUGGAAGUCACUUCUUUGGGGCUCAGUUCCCUGUAUGUAAAAAUGAGAGAUAAUACACACCUAUCUCACUGAGGGUCUGUGAGGAUUAUUUUGUAAAAAGGUAUUGAUGAGAGUAUUUUUUUCCCCAAAUACACCUUCAGCCUUAUCUUUGGAAUCCUUUGCACAGGAUUACUGGAAAAAAAAAAAAGAAAAACCUUAUGAUCUGUAGGAUAAAAUGAGUGAAGAGAACUGGAUUGAAACAGUCUCUGAAAGAAAUUAUUAUCAGCCAGACAUGAUCUGGGUGAGUGAAUUUAUGGCCACUUUGAAUUAGAGGUGAGGUUCCCUGUUAGAUGCCUAAAUUCUGUUGGCUUUUUUCAUCUUCCUGCACUUGUUCCCUAAAGACUUUAGUGUCGGGGUGAAGAAGGGACUGCAAAUGAACAUAGCAUGGAAGUGAUCAAAAAUAAUUUGGUAAUAGAGGAUUAUUUAGGUCCACUGCAGUGAUAGAGGGAUACGGGAAGAGAGUGAAAAGGAAGGGAUCAACAAAUAGAGGGUGAAGAGAGAUUUUGCUGGUAGAAGUAAAUCAUGGCACUUCUUUUACUCUAAGGAUGUAUUUUACAUGCCUUAAAGGCUUAUAAAAACACACUUUAAAGCUGGUAGUGACCAAGAGGAGAGCUGAUAUAGUGCUAGCAUGAAGGAAACUAUAACUGCAUUCACUCAUUAAGAUUGUGAUUUGGGUUUGGUGGGUGAUGCUAACAUUAAGCUCCAUUGGGCUAAAGCAUUGAGUGGGUGGGAACCCACAGAAUCGACACCUAGCGUUGGAAAGGGUGCUCUGCAUGUUUAUCUUAUAUGGUGUAUUCUCUUGCCCAUACCAUACAUACUAAUCUGUGACCUGUUGAUAGAGUUGUCUUGAAUAGACUUGAAACCUGACUAUAUAGAUAUGUGAUGUCUAUUUUGGCUGCUGUGCAUUUAAGUGGAACACACACGUUGGAGAAAUCACAAGAACACAUUUAGGAAGUUACAGUUACUAGAGAGUAAAAUUCUGAGCACUGUCUGACUCUUAUACCGCACAGAUUAUCAAGACGCAGCAGUAUAAACUGGUGUAUCACAAUCUCUCCAGCACAAAUUUUCCACACAAAAGUACCACCUUGGAUAUGUAAUUUUAGGGGGAGGCUGUGGGGUGAUUCUCCAGCUGUUUUGUGGCAAGUUUAACAUGUGGCCACUUAUAUUCUUUCUUGUAUGUCGCUAAAUAAAAAUGUACCAAACGUUU